AUGCAGAUGCAUCCACGUCCGUUGAUAGUAAUUUUACUUCUAUUCGUCGUGACGGAAAGAAGCAAUUGUGACGAUAAAGCAGAGUGGUAUUUCGGUUUACGUUCUGCCUUGAAAAAUUGUCCUUCGAUGCCAUGGAACAAUCUCAGUCAGGAUGAUUUUUUUGAUGUCUUUCGUCAAUGUAUACAACAACGGGCUCUCAACUUUUUGGAUUCCCUUCUUGUCGACGAUAUCAUACCGGUUAUCGAUGGAAUAGAUUUAAUUAGAUUUCAAGAUAAUUCCACGGCUUUACCAGAUGAAAUGGCUAAGUACGUCCUUGAUUAUCGAAACUUGAAUAGAAUGUUGAAUAGAAUGUUGAAUAGAAUGUUGAAUUGUUAAUGAUGUUUCAACGAGUACACAAAUGUUAUUAUCUUUCGUCAAAUUCAUAUUCUUUCUUUCAGAAAGGAAAAUAUGUACAAUGAGACAGAAGAUACUUCAAAUUGGACAGGAAUAGUUCUAAAUCGAUUGAC
Vespa crabro (European hornet) is the source of this 506-nucleotide messenger RNA. RefSeq lists its product as uncharacterized. Bases 1 to 375 code for a protein of 124 amino acids. Lineage: Eukaryota; Metazoa; Arthropoda; Insecta; Hymenoptera; Vespidae. The record is from RefSeq and is a predicted model, not a curated record. The transcript has a single exon.